CUCAUGACGCCACUUCCCCGCCAGAGGAGGCGCAGCUCCGCUCCAAUGCGAAGCCCGGCCAGCCUGCGAAAGGGGACGAAGCCCUCACGCUGCUGGCCUUAACACUGCGACAGGCAGAGCGCGUUCUGGGGGCUGUCUGGACUCGUUCAGCGUGGAUUUAGCCGAGACGCUUGGGAGCCCCUCACGCCCACAAUGAUGAAGAACGGACACCACCAGGUGAGCAAGCCGGCGGAGGACGAGGAGGCAAGCCCGGUCUCUGUCGCCUGCAGCCCGGAGAAGAGGAGGCGGAUCGUCCGCGUGUGGUGUGAUGGUUGCUACGACAUGGUUCACUAUGGACACUCUAACCAGCUACGGCAGGCCAAGGCAAUGGGAGAUUACCUUAUUGUAGGAGUGCAUACAGACGAAGAGAUCUCAAAGCACAAAGGCCCCCCAGUCUUCACACAGGCUGAGCGGUACAAGAUGGUGCGGGCCAUCAAAUGGGUGGAUGAGAUAGUAGAGGGCGCCCCCUAUGUCACCACUCUGGAGACUCUGGACAAGUACAUCUGUGACUUCUGUGUACAUGGAGACGACAUCACUCUGACAGUGGAUGGCAAGGACACAUAUGAAGAGGUGAAAAAGUCAGGCAGAUACAGGGAGUGUAAGAGAACUCAGGGCGUGUCUACUACAGACCUGGUCGGCCGCAUGCUUCUAAUGACCAAAGCUCACCACAGCAACACAGGCAGUUCAGAUUAUCAGCAACAUACAGACAACUUUGGAAGGGGUCCAAAGGGCCACAGUCCUUGGACAGGGGUGUCUCAGUUUCUGCAGACGUCUCAAAAAAUCAUCCAGUUCGCCUCGGGGAAGGAGCCGCAGCCAGGAGACACCAUCAUAUAUGUAGCUGGGGCCUUUGAUCUCUUCCAUAUUGGCCAUGUGGAUUUCUUGGAGGCAGUGUACAAGCUUUCAGACAAACCCUAUGUUAUUGUGGGGCUACACUUCGAUCAGGAGGUGAAUCGGUACAAAGGGAAGAAUUAUCCAAUCAUGAAUGUCCACGAGAGAACACUGAGCGUUCUGGCCUGUCGGUAUGUCUCUGAGGUGGUGAUUGGGGCACCAUACACAGUUUCAAAGGAUUUGUUGGAUCAUUUCAAGGUGGAUCUUGUUUGUCACGGGAAGACUGAAGUGUUUCCAGACAGAGAUGGUUCAGACCCGUAUGCCGUACCCAGGAGGAAAGGCAUACUACGGAUUGUGGACAGCGGAAACAGCCUCACCACUGAUGACAUCGUGCAGCGGAUAAUCAAAAACAGGCUUCUGUUCGAGGCCAGGAACCAGAAGAAGGAGGCCAAGGAGAUGGCGGUGAUCCAGGCCAUGAAGCGGCGAGAGGAGGAGAAGUCUAAAGAGAGAGCGCAGGCUGUGCUGUAGGAAGCUCGCUCUCUGAGUGAAGACGGUCAGAACACCCCAAAAACAUGCAAGUCCUCUUCGCAGUUCAACCUUCUCCAACGUGUCCUUAUACGCUCUCCUUUAUGCUGGAGUAGAUACAAUAUCGUACGUGUGAACCACCAGCAGCUGUGACCAACUAACUUUUAGCCCAACCGGAUCCUGUGUAGCCUAGCCUGCCUUUGACGGUUUGGUGGGCAUGCUGGAAGACGUGUGCCCCUGAAGUAAAAGCCCUUGUCUUUUAUGACAUCUGUUGAGAGAAUCCUUACAAGCGUCUCCCCAUCUCGCUCCUUCGGUAGGAAAGUGGUAGUAAUAUAGAGCAGAAAUCAUUGUUAGCGCUGCACAACGAUCACUUAGCCAUGACUUAGACCUGACUGGAGUCUGAUUAAGCCGGGUUCCCCUCAUUAUUCAGGCUUAACUCAUGUUUAUAGUCAUCCAGUCGGUGUGUCUAUCAUUUCUAUUAGUCUGAGGGAGGAGGUCUGUAUGGAGGGUUCAUCUGGGCGAAGAUGCCAUCGCCUCAUGACCUUUGUCAGCGCUCGGGUUUCCAGGGAGACGUUCUUCCUCACCGACGGGCUACAGAUUCAACCUACACUCUGGAUCCUUAUCACACCACUUAGCGCAAUCUGCCCAUGUUCUGUAAAUAUGUAUUGUAUGUAACUAUCUAUUAUAAUUGACUGAUCUCUAUAUCUAUCUCUCAGAUUUAAGUUAUGAUAAUAGAAGUUUUUUUUUUCUGUAACAAAGUUAAGAAUGUUAUUCUUGAAAUACGAAGAGUGCAUUUUAGAGUUUAGUUGUGUAACAUUUGAUGAUGAAUUUUAAAUCUCUUCCAAUGGCACAAUAGGCGUCACCGCAGCGGGCAGAGGACCACGUCUCAGGAUGGCUUUAGUGUUAGUUUGCAUCUCUCUGUCAUUCUUUUGACUUAAAUGUACUUAAGACAAACAUCCUACGCCUUACCUGAGGUGUCUACACUGUGAAAAAUGUGUCCAAUGGCUAGUUAAACAAAUUAUGGCAACAAAGUGACACAUAAUAUAAUUGAAUAGAUUUCGGUUACCUAAGCUUUGCUUUAAACGUAUUUAACAAGAAAUAAAUUUAAGCAACAACAACAAAAAAAAGGACGUUCUGAAAGCAACAGUUAAAAAGUGUUGGAUUUAGUAAGAAAUCCCACAUUAUCAGUUAAUAUCACCCAAAACAUUUAGUAAAUACAAAUUAAUUUAACUUAAAAAAGAUUGAUUCAUAUUUACUAUGUAUCUGAGCAAAAUUCAUUUAUAUUUACUAACUGGUUACAACUGGAUACAGAUGUUUUGGGUUCACUAAAUGAAAUAAGUUGUAUAAACUCAUAUUUUAGCAUGUUGCUGUUUGAAUUGACACAUUUACAUUGCAGUUCUUGUGUAACUGCACCUAAAUGAAUCAUGUAAAUUUAGGGUUUUAUUGGUAUUAUAGGGCUGUAAAUCUAUUCAGUAACACCGAAUGUCAUUUCUAAUCUACCCGAUGUCGUGUGUUCUUGGUGCCAUGGUCUACGUAAGUUGGGUUAACAUUACCUUGCCUAAAAAGACCAGGUUAACAUUUCUUUAUGCAACUCAGUUUUUACACAUUUUUCAAGUGUAUGUGUACAACAGGAAUAUAAUGUAUACUGGGAAACUAUUUGUCAUUCAUGUUGAUAAAGGUUUAAUCAUAUUGCUUAAA
This is a messenger RNA of Pygocentrus nattereri (red-bellied piranha), 3090 nucleotides long. RefSeq names its product ethanolamine-phosphate cytidylyltransferase-like. Gene Ontology annotation, biological process: phosphatidylethanolamine biosynthetic process. Bases 193 to 1395 code for a protein of 400 amino acids. Gene Ontology annotation, molecular function: ethanolamine-phosphate cytidylyltransferase activity. Gene Ontology annotation, cellular component: cytoplasm. NCBI's taxonomy places the organism in Eukaryota, Metazoa, Chordata, Actinopteri, Characiformes, Serrasalmidae. The record is from RefSeq and is a predicted model, not a curated record. The transcript is spliced from 13 exons.